AUGCAGGAGAUCGCUGCAGCCCUGAUCGAGGGCGACAAUCACACCGUGAACGCGUUGACCGUCAAGGCGCUGGAGGAGGGCACGGAAGCGCUCGAGAUCAUGGACGACGGGCUCAUCGCCGGCAUGGGCAUCGUCGGCAUCAAGUUCCGCGAGAACUUCAUCUUCGUGCCCGAGGUGCUGGCCUGCGCGCGGGCGAUGAAGGCGGGCAUGGCCCAUAUCGAGCCGAUCUCUCGCGCCGCCGGCGUCGAGCCCAUCGGCACCGUCAUCAUGGGCACGGUCAAGGGCGACCUCCACGACUAUCGCAAGAACCUCUGCAUCAUGAUGCUGGGCGGGCGCGGCUUCGAGGUGGUGGACCUCGGCGUGGACACCUCCGAGGACGAGUUCAUCGCAGCACUGGAGGAGCACAAGGCGCCGAUCAUGGGCAUGUCGGCGCUGCUGACGACGACGAUGCCGAACAUGGGAAAGACCAUCGAGGCGCUGAUCGACGCCGACCUCCGCGACGACGUGUGGUGA
This is a messenger RNA of Geodia barretti, 513 nucleotides long. The record is from the annotation of a GenBank genome assembly. NCBI's taxonomy places the organism in Eukaryota, Metazoa, Porifera, Demospongiae, Tetractinellida, Geodiidae.